CGCGCUGCCUUCCGCAAGAAGCGCAAGCGGACCUCGACGGCCGCGUCCAGGCGCUCAAGAAGACCAAGCCGCCGACCAUCGACCUCUUUGCGCCCGACAAGACCGCGCCGCCGCCAAUCGCCAGCAUCAACAAGUACACAGACGACGGCAUCGCGCUCGGCGGCGCGCUGAGCACGGUCCACGACGAGAUAGGCCGACGCAAGCUGCUUGCAGCGAUCUUUCGUGCGUGGUCGUUCCGACACCAGACGCACGCCACUCCGGCGCGACGAGCGGCUGCACGAAGAGGCAGAGCGCGCUGCCUUCCGCAAGAAGCGCAAGCGGACCUCGACGACCGCGUCGAGGCGCUCAAGAAGACCAAGCCGACACCGCCGGCCAUCGACCUCUUUGCGCCCGACAAGACCGCGCCGGCGGCCUUAGCUACGCGAUCUGCCUUACGGCGCAGGCGAUGCCUUCGAUCGGCGUGCGUUGGGUACCUCUGCCUCCGCGCCCGGUUCAAGCACUUGCCGCGGUAG
Messenger RNA from Saprolegnia parasitica CBS 223.65, 512 nucleotides. RefSeq lists its product as hypothetical. The transcript has 2 exons. The record is from RefSeq and is a predicted model, not a curated record. The annotation marks the transcript as partial. Lineage: Eukaryota; Oomycota; Saprolegniomycetes; Saprolegniales; Saprolegniaceae.